Messenger RNA from Acanthocheilonema viteae, 889 nucleotides. The record is from the annotation of a GenBank genome assembly. NCBI's taxonomy places the organism in Eukaryota, Metazoa, Nematoda, Chromadorea, Rhabditida, Onchocercidae.
AUGAAUCCUAACGGUAUGCUUGCAACAAUGAAUGGUGCAGCAGCAGCUGCAGCUGCAGCUGCUGCUGCUGUAGCUCAUAGCGGAAGUGGAACCGGACCAAAUGGUACCGUUAAUGCAAAUGGUACCGGAGCUGGAAUAUGUGGUAGUGGUGGUAGUGGUGGUUGUGGUGGGACGUCUACAACAAAAAUUGCUGGACGACAGCACUGCUUCCUAUGCGACCUACCUCGUUGGCCAUGGGCUAUGUGCAAUGAUUACAUGGAACCUGUUUGUCGAGGCUGUGUCAACUAUGAAGGAGCUGAUCGGAUAGAAAAUGUAAUUGAGAAUGCACGUCAGUUGAAACGUGUUCACGGAUUUCCAGUAGGCGAAACAUCAACUGCCAUUGCUAGUAGAAAUUUAUCGCAGAAAGAAUGUUUAAUGCAAGCCGGUGCGGGACGAUUUUCUCCAGCUGUGAACCGCGGUGUUAAUCCUGCUACAGUACCACCACCACCAACGGCGGCUGUGCAACAUCAGCAACAACAACAGCAAGCGGUUGCCGCAGCAGCAGUUGCCGCUGCGGCACAAGCUCAAAUGCCGCAAUUACCGCUUAAUCAAUUAACCGAAGCUUUGGUACAACAGCAGCGGUUCAUUUCAUUGGCCGGUAGGCAACCUGGACAAUUUACGGCGGAAGAUUUGCAUGCCUUGCAACAAUUGCAACGGCCAAUUCAUCUUCAAAAUUCUCUUAUGCAACAUGGUCUUCCGAUGAGUGUAUUUCCAAAUUUGGUAACAAAUAGCGUAGCAAGCUUACUACCACCAAAUGCAUCACUUGCUGCUGCUGUUGCAGCAUCACGGAAACGUGAACAUGAUUCAUCGGAUGAUAUUAAACCUGAUGUAUACGGAAAGGUACAACGUG